AUGAGUGAACACAUCGACAAAAAGUUGUUAGAUGAUGAUAUAAUCUACCGUUUUGAGUAUUUGUCAAAAUUUCUCAAUUUUACUGAGAAUGAUAUUGCUACGCUCAAUGCUUUUGAAAAAAUUAUUCAACCAGUUAUUCCAUCGGCAGUCGAUGGUAUCUAUCAGAAACUACUCAAUAAUGACGUCACCAAACAGUAUUUUCUUAAACAAAAUUACGGUUUUGAAGGCAUCAUGACAACAGAAGCAACUCAAGUCACAGUAAAAUCCGAUCAAAUGAUAUUUCGUAUAAAUAGCAUGCGUAAAUAUUUACUACGAGUUUUACGACAACGCAUAUGGAACGAUGCUUUUCUCAAUUAUUUAUCAAACGUUGGCAAAAUGCAUACUAAUAUGACCGGUGCAAGUUCGAUUAAUGUUGACUAUGUUCAUAUUAAUGCUUUAUUUGGCCAUCUUGAACAUAUACUUAUAGAUGCUGUUUUAAGUAGCGACGAACUCGAUGGAGAAGCGAAAAAAGCAACUAUACUUGCACUUAACAAACUAUUUUGGAUUCAAAAUGACUUUUUUGCCAUGCAUUAUAUUAUUGCGUCAAAAAAUGGAAACUGA
Molecule: messenger RNA, 600 nt
Organism: Rotaria socialis
Lineage: Eukaryota; Metazoa; Rotifera; Eurotatoria; Philodinida; Philodinidae
Source: the annotation of a GenBank genome assembly